AUGGACACUGUUGUAGAGAGAAAUCAACCACUUCUAGUCCCCGUCACCGAUACCAAAGACGUUCCAGAACUCCUAUCAAUUAUCCCAUCAAAUGAUCAACAAGUAUCAGAAUCAGCUAACACUUCACGCUGGUCAUUCCUGUUUAAACUCCUUCUCGUCAUCGCAACCAUCGGUGUUUCCACAGCAGGUCUCGCGUUAAUCAUAUUGAUCACACCAACCCCACCAACCGUUCAGAUACACUCCAUACAUAUAGCAUUCAGUGAACGCCAUCUCCCGAUAUGGUCAGCAACGUUCUCUAUCAAAAACCCCAACGAGAAACUCAGCGUAACGUACGAGUCUCCCUCGGUGUGGGUGUUUCACAGGAGAAACAAGGUGGGGAAGAUAAGAAUCGGGUCGUUUGAGCAGAGAGGCGGGGAAGAGAACGAGGUAGUUGUGAAGGGAGAUGAAAGCGGAGUUAUCGAUGAAGAGGUGGCUAGGGAAAUGGAGGAGGAUGUGGCGAUGACGGGAAGUGUGGUGGGUCUUGAUAUGGUGUUUCUAGGGAGAGUGGGGUUUUAUCCGGUAGCUUCUACUUUAUGGGGAAGACAGAACAUGACGGCUGUUUGCAAGAACGUGAGGGCUAUGUUGUCUACUGAUGAUGAGAAACUUAAUAAGACAAAGAGAUGGAGGUUGAGGUUUGAUGGUCGACAAGAUUGUCGUGUACGUCUUCCUGUGUUUCCUUAG
Eruca vesicaria subsp. sativa (arugula) is the source of this 720-nucleotide messenger RNA. The record is from the annotation of a GenBank genome assembly. Lineage: Eukaryota; Viridiplantae; Streptophyta; Magnoliopsida; Brassicales; Brassicaceae.